This is a messenger RNA of Myripristis murdjan (pinecone soldierfish), 6665 nucleotides long. It is a transcript of the gene ppm1e, whose product is annotated as protein phosphatase, Mg2+/Mn2+ dependent, 1E. Gene Ontology annotation, cellular component: nucleus. Gene Ontology annotation, molecular function: cation binding; protein serine/threonine phosphatase activity. Gene Ontology annotation, biological process: negative regulation of protein kinase activity; protein dephosphorylation. Bases 265 to 2136 code for a protein of 623 amino acids. The record is from RefSeq and is a predicted model, not a curated record. Lineage: Eukaryota; Metazoa; Chordata; Actinopteri; Holocentriformes; Holocentridae. The transcript is spliced from 7 exons.
CCAUCUCUCCAGCAGUGUGCCGUACACAGCGCCGGUCCAGCACUCUGCUAUGUGCUCAGGCAGCCCGGUAGCCUACUAACUGCCGUGUCCACCCGGUAUCCUCAUGACAGUGAAGCUCGUCCGGCAGUCCAGUCUUUAUUAAGCCGCUCUGGUAGUCACAGACGCUCCUGUUAGUCCGGUUGUCCACUGACGGUCGUGUUAGUCCGAUAGUGUACUGACGUGUACUGACGGGCGGAGCUGUCUCUGUCUGUCCAGGAAUGUGAAAUGAUGGCCGGCUGUGCAGCAGAGGAGAAAACCUUCCGACGGUUCCUGGAGCUCUUCCUCCGGGAGAUGAGACCGCCUCUCCAGGAGAACGACCCGCUGCCGCUGCGUCCCCUGUCCAACCUGCUGUCGGAGGACGAGGUGGAGGGGGAAUGUCUCGACCUGUGUCUCCAGCACCUCUACAAAUAUAACUGUCCAUGCUCCCUGGCUGCAGCCCUCGCCCGAGCCACGGCAGACAGCAUCCUGCAGACUGAUCUCUCCAUCCACCAGAUCAACAAGACAGUAGAAGAUGGAGCUGACCCACUACCACAGCUGGACUCGGUCAAGUUUGCCCGGCUGGUGUUCAACAGACUGUUUGAGACGUGCUGCCUCUGGCUCAAGGAGCUGCCCUACCGCCGCCGACCACAGCCGUACUACGAAACCUCCAUCCAUGCCAUCAAGAACAUGAGGCGCAAGAUGGAGGACAAGCACGUCAUCAUCCCCGACUUCAACACACUCUUCAAUAUCCAGGACCAGGAGGAGCAGGCCUUCUUCGCCGUGUUUGACGGGCACGGCGGCGUGGACGCUGCCAUCUACGCCGCCAAUCAGCUUCACGUCAACUUGGUUCACCAGGAAAGCUUCAGCCAGGACCCCGGAGAGGCCCUGUGCCGCGCCUUCAAGCUCACCGACGAGCGCUUCGUCAAGAAAGCCUCGCGGGAGCACCUGCGCUGUGGAACGACGGGCGUGGUGACGUUCCUGCGGGGCAGGACGCUGCACGUGGCCUGGCUGGGAGACUCCCAGGUCAUGCUGGUCAGGAGAGGACAGGCUGUGGAGCUGAUGAAACCACACAAACCAGACAGAGAGGACGAGAAGCAGAGGAUCGAGGCUCUGGGCGGCUGUGUGAUCUGGUUCGGCACAUGGAGGGUUAACGGCAGCCUGUCAGUAUCCAGAGCCAUAGGUGAUUCGGAGCAUAAGCCCUACAUCUGUGGUGAUGCAGACCACAGUAUCUUCCCAUUGGACGGCUCAGAGGACUAUCUAAUCCUGGCCUGUGAUGGCUUCUGGGACACAGUGAACCCCGAUGAGGCGGUGAGGGUGGUGAGCGACCACCUCCAGGAGAACGCUGGAGAUACCACCAUGGUGGCCCACAAGCUGGUGGCCUCGGCCCGAGAUGCCGGCUCCAGCGAUAACAUCACAGUCAUAGUGGUUUUCCUUCGGGACCCGCGCUGCCCACAACCCACCAGCACUGAGGAGGAGGAGGAGGAGGGUGUGGUGGAGGAAGAGGUUGAGGAGGAGGCGGUGGCGGCGGAGGCGGAGGAAGAGGAGGAGGAGGAGGAAGAAGAGGAGGCGGUGAAGAUGGAGCGGGGUGGCGGUGAGGGAGGCACCACGGCAGAUAUUGGGGGUAAAGGUCGUGGCGGCUGGCCUCUGCAGCAGUGCUCGGCACCGGCGGACCUCGGCUAUGAAGAGAGGACGGACUCGUUCACAGACAGAACCAGCCUCAGCCUGCUGGGGCCGUCCCUGGAGGGCCGGAUCUCUCUGAUCCCAGCCUCUGCACAGCCCAGCACUGUUCUCAUCUCUGACCUAUUUACAAGCUGUCGCCCAUACCGAGAAGAGGUCUUGCCGAGGCCCAGGUCCUGCGUCCCCGCCUGCCAGGAGAACAGCCUCCACACCUCCACGGACAUGCAGUGGACCCAGGCGACCACACUGUUGGGCCAGGCGAGGAGGCAACGCCGAAGGCUGACGCACGUGAGUCAUCGAUGGGGCUGGAGGAGGCAGGGCAAAAGCAGGCAGCUGCCAGGCCUGCUGCUGUCUGAUCGCUCGACACCCUACACCCAGCGCUACCCUAACCAGAGGGCCGGGGUGGCUCUGCCUCACCUGGCCCAUGAUGUGACCUUCUGAAGAUAACCACCAUGUCCUUCGACCCUUAAAACACUGCUACCCAACCCUCAGCCCGGCCACCCACCUCUGCCCUCCACGACAGUUCUUUCUCUGUGGCUCCUGCAGUUGUGACAUGACUUUAUGAAUCCCUGUUGGAAGCAUGGUGCUGUCUUUCCUAAGAUGAAAUGUCUCCAGUUGUAAGCUGGCCCACAAGCUCAGCUCUUUGGUGCUGUUGGCAAUUCACAAACCGGCCUCCUCUCCAUUGUUAAGCAUCAACAGUGAAAAGGAAGCCAGGCCUGCACACGCAGAUUGAGAGCAGACAUGCUUCCUCAAGCCCUUUCCAUUCCUUCCCCUGUAAAUGAAUUUAAUCGAGGAGGCCAUAACAAUUCCUGCCCCUAGUUUCUGGGACUGACGGCAGACACAUGAUGUUCUGAUCCCUCCCAUACAGAAGAUGAACACAGCCAUUAUCCACCCCACUCUAUGUCAAUAGAUAAAAGCGCUUAACACAGGAUUAUAAGAUUAGCAGUCAUUUACCUGAAUAAAUGCAACAUGUAGAGUGAUAUGCAUUCUAGAUGGGGAUACACUAGCGGGAUAAUGGUUUUGAGGUGAGGCAUAUUAUGUAGAAAUUCUAUUCUAUUUAUAGUCUUUAUUGGACCACAUUGUUGAUUAGACUAGCUUAUCAGUAAUGCCUACUGUAUUAAGUUUGUUUACAGAAAAUCCAUUGAACAGAGGUACUUUCCAGCAGGCUUGAUAUGUGCAAGUGCCCUGUUAAAUCAAGUGUUAGCAUUAUGUCUCGGGCCAGGGUAGUUGAAAGCUGCAGAACAUGUGCCUUCCAUAUGCUAUUCAAGCCUAUUUCCAGAGCUCAGAAGAGAAGAGCUCACCAAAAACAGAGAGUGACGUGUUGAUGUCACUAUCAUGGACAAGUCAGACUUGCAUUCAUUCUGGUAAUUUAACUCUGUGCCACUUUAAGGUCCAGAUUCACUAAGAUCAGGGAACUAUGGGUAUUGUUACACCCAGUUGCUUGAGUGAAGCGAGCAGAGAUUUCUUCGUAUUCACAGACAAAUUUAUGCAAAUCAAAUUGAGGCCCUAACGAACACUCCAAAACAGCACAGCACAGCAAACUGCCCCCCUUUUACCAAACACUUUCAACUGUAACACUAAUCCACCAAGGCUGGCACCCUUGGGCCUUAAGCCUCUUUAUGAUUGGAGCACUCCCUGACCUGAUGCAGAUUCUGGGAUGGAAAACCCUCUCUGCAUCUUGGAUCGAUUAUAGCGGCCAUUCUGAAGGGACACACUCUGUCACGGUCUCAGUGUCUGCAUUCAAAAGAUCUUAUAUGCAACCACAAUCCGAGACAAUUGGUGCUGCAAAGAAUUUUAAGGAAUCUCGAUUUGCGUAGCCUUGCCUAUGUUACAUGGGCAAAACAAUGAUUUACAAAUAAUUUACAUAUAAAGGAUACUGACAGUCACAAAGAGGCUUUAUUUUUGACCAGCACUAUCAGGCAGCUUUCCAUUGUACACAGUGAAUGAAUAUCAUGCCUCUCUGAUUUGGUCAUUUUGGUGACAAGAGAGCGGUUCCCUGAGCAAAGUCUAUCUAUCUAUCUAUCUAUCUAUCUAUCUAUCUGUUAUCUAUAUCUGUAUCUAUAUAUCUAUCAAUUAUAAAUGUGAGCUGAAGCCAUAAGCUUAAUUUGUUGUUGGAGCAAUUGUACACAUGAAUACUAUCACAUCCCAGUUUAAUGCAGUAAACUUCCCGACGUAAGGAUUCGAGCCAUGACCAGGUUCUGUAAUUAGUGCCUCCACUCUCCUGGCCCAGGCAGUCAUCAUCCAAACACCCACAGGGUUUGAUACGAGCACUGGGGAAACUGGCGAUUCAUCAGACAACAGGAAUUGUUCUGCCAUCCCUGACAAACUACCACACUGUGCCAUCACCUCCCUUUUUACUUUUGUCUUAUUUCCGGUCCUUUCCUGGGGGCUAUUAGGAUAGGGACUUGAGGUUUGUGAGAUGUUCAACUUGGCGACAUUUCCAUAUUUUCCUUUCACUGUCUUGCCCACUGCUCCUACAGACACUUAGCCAUCGGUCGCAUGUUGACCCAUGCACCGAGGCCCUGUGGAUUGACUGAUGAAAAACAUCAGACCGGAUGGAGCAGAAUGUAUCUCAAGUCCUAGAAUGUACAAAGAGACUUGGUGAAGUAGGAUUGUUGAGGUGUUUUCUGGAAGAUUCUUCUUGACAGAGCAUCUAGCUGUGACGAAUGUAGCUGUGAGACAUACAAACAAAUUAAAGCCACUGGAUUCCCUCAUGGAGGUGAGGAUCACCACAGUCAGAGACAGUGGUUACACCUUGAGAGAAGAUAGAUCAAGCAUUUCAGCUAGCUUAUUUUACCUCGUGUUCCACGUUUAACUGCAGUAUGUUCUACACUUAGAAACCUUUCUCUACAUCCUAGCUUUGGUCUCGAAAUCUGGACCACACAAACUGCCAUUUUCUGAACCACUCAUGAACAUUGCAAUCUUCUAUAAAAGUGGCCCUUGCAUCUCCCGUUUCCUCUCCACUCGCCAUUUUCUCCACCCUAUCUCUCAGCUUUUUAGAGCUCCCUGCUUCUUUUUGAGAGCAAGAAAGCUACAUAUCUUCAUCUCCUAAAUGUUCUUCAAGUUAAACAUGUUCACGUAGGCGUUGAUGUGUGUGUAUUAUGAGUAUUUAUUUGAGCAGUUGAGUGAGAGUGUGCUGACGGUGUGUAUUUCUAGUCAGUGUUGUAAAUCAGUGGUUUUCCACCAGGCGCCAUCAAGGCCCAGUAGUACCUCUUUUUCUUUUCAACCAGAACAGUUCUGGUUCCUGACCUGGCUCUGUUCAGGAUUCUUGGAUCCCAGGUGUUAACUAGCAAACUGGUCCACUUUUGCACCAGUUUGGAGUGGAACCACAGUGUCUCGAUCGCUGGCCACAAUUUCUAGAUCCAUUUGACUUUUUCUGGUAUUCCAUGUUUUCCUGAAUUGAGAAUUGAAAGCGGUAGUUUUGUUUCCUCAUCAGACCAUCGCCUGCCCUUCAAUCUCUCCAUCAUCUCCAUCUUUCCUUGUAGAGUAAUACAUGCCCACUUCAGCUCCUACUAUUUUUGGGUUCGAGCUGGGUUCUAACUUUUCAGGUUCUGAACCAAUUUAUUUUUGGUCGAACUUCUCCAACACUUCAAAACUGGAUUUGUGAACCGAAACAGAGCCAGUUCCUUCUUGGUCUAAAUGGCCUGUAGGAGAGCUCGACAGGCUGAUACCGGCCUUUCAUAAAGAAUAGAAACACAUAGCCCACCAGUGGUGUGAUGGAGGUGGUACGAUUUUACUCAGCAGCUUCAGUCUUGUCAGUUUUCAUUCAUUCAUUACAUUAGUGCACUUUUUGAUGGUGAUAUUUUGCUUCCCAUGAUCGUGCUGUUCCAGACACUGAUAGGACUAGAAUUCCAGGGGACACAGUGAAUAUUGAUAUUUUUUUUUUCCUUUGGCAUAAAAGUGGUCAAAGCUAACCAAUAUGUGUGUACGUGUUAAUCAUCAGUGUUGGCAGUCAAACCGUACCAGUUGUGUGCAGCUCUUCGUUCCAGUCAUAGCGGUUCUCAGGCUGGUUCCUCCUCGCUGGGUGAAGGUGUGCUGUUGAGUCACAGGGGUGCAUGGUUGGAAACCACUGUUGUAGUCUUUUAACUUAAAUCACUGAUGUAAAUUCACAGUAGGAGUUUGACUCAGUCCUCUGUAUGGAUAUGAAUCUCAGCACUGUACUGUAACGUCCUGUUCAUGAGUCACAGCCAUGGAGGGAGAGAUGUGCAGCGGCAGUGCACGAGUGACGGGGAUACAGGGCCACCAAAACACUGGACUGCAAACUCUGAAAAGGGACUUGACUCCAGAAUAGCUGUAUAUUGUGUACAUAACUUGAAGAUAUCUAGAAGUUGUCACUGUAUGAGCAAUAAAAACAAAAGCUUACCCUUUUAUCCUGUGGUAAAUCCUCGACGUAAGCUUUAAAGCCCCGCUAUUCCUCCCUCGCUCGUGCACUGCUUGAUGUGCAUGAUCUUCUCAUGUCAACAGGACUUUCCCCUACCGUGAAGAUUGGAAGCAAACAGAAGUUCAGGUCUGCUCUCCCUCAUCACUGUCUCACUGUAAGGCCCUCCAUGACUUUGUACUGUGUGUCUAUAUACACAAAAUAAUUCUUUUUUUUUUCUCUCUGUAAGCAAUAAUGAACCUUGCAUGGAAAGGCUGUCUAAGAGGGUUUGUCUUCCUAAGUCAGAUAUACUAACGUCCUCAUGUUUGCGCUGAGGGAUGCUGUUUCACGACAAAGUAGUGACGCCAUCCCAGCGGUCAAGUCGGUCGCACCUGAAGGGUCAAAGAACAUAAAAGGUCAGAGAACUGAAAAGCUGGAUUCCAGAAAAAAAUAUUUCCCAUUCAUUUUCCCAUAGGGAUUUGAUUUGAAGUAAUACAAUUUUAGCAGUGUAGGGUACACUUACCAUGAGUCAUCAGGUUAUGUAAUCCCAUAUACAGACGGAGCCCAUCAGUCAGUGAUUUGAACCUAUACGUACGCACGCACACACACACAC